This is a messenger RNA of Lachancea mirantina, 474 nucleotides long. Lineage: Eukaryota; Fungi; Ascomycota; Saccharomycetes; Saccharomycetales; Saccharomycetaceae. The record is from the annotation of a GenBank genome assembly.
AUGAGCAGCUUAUGCCUUCAAAGGCUUCAAGAAGAACGGAAGAAGUGGAGGAAAGAUCAUCCCUUCGGGUUUUUCGCUAAACCAACGAAAAAAACGGAUGGGUCGAUGAAUCUACAGAAAUGGGAGGCUGGUAUACCAGGGAAGGACGGUACACUGUGGAAAGAAGGCGUUUAUCCAAUUGUCAUUGAGUAUCCUGACGAUUAUCCGUCAAAACCACCAAAGGUCAAAUUUCCUGCGGGGUUCUAUCAUCCUAAUAUCUAUCCCAGUGGGACCGUGUGUUUGAGUAUUCUCAACGAAGAUCAGGACUGGAGACCAGCAAUUACGUUAAAACAAAUAGUUCUCGGGGUUCAAGACUUACUAGAUAGCCCUAACCCGAACUCUCCAGCACAAGAACCUGCUUGGAGAGCUUUUUCCAAAAACAUCAAGGAAUAUGAGAGAAAGGUAAUAGAGCAGGCCCGGAAAUAUACUAAAUGA